AUUUGGAUGGAGCAACGGCUACGUGUAAGGAACUGUCACCCGGCGGCGGCCGGGGCUCCUGUCUCGACCGCCGGCCGCUGCGCAGCGCUACUGUCGCUACGGCGACUCGCCGCGGGGCUGGCGGCCGGGCGCUUACGGGCGCUCGCGCCGCCCUGCGCUUUCCACGGCCCUAGGUCCUUAACCGUUCAACGUAGCUGGGUGGGACCCAAGUACUUUAUUGUAGAGCAAGGUUCAAGCUUUCCGACGCUAUAAAAGUUUGUUCGAUACGAUCAAUACAGCCUGAACAGGAGCCAAGGAAAAAUCGCCGGCUCACGCGCACCGGCCGCCCGGGCCGACGCGCGCGGCUUUCCUCGGCUCUAUCUCUUAAACCAUAGGAAAUAGAGGGUAGGUCAAAGCGGGGCGAAUGUAGCCCAAAGUUCAAGCUUUCCAACGGUAUAAGUGUUUGUUCGAUCCGACGGACGCAGCUCAGUGGAGAGACCCUCAAAGUUCGCCGGGACGACUGACCGCGCCGGGCCAUGGUCGUCCUCGGGCUCGGCUGGGCUCGGCUCGCCGUCGGGCUCGGACCGAAUGGUCGACGGUAUAGACGUAAUAUCAAGGUUUUAAGAAGAUUCUGUUCAAUGUCAUGUUAUGAAAACCACUUCAGCGCCAGGAAUAGUUUUUAAUUCACAUUAAUUUUACAUUAAAAUGCUUGUUUGUCAGUGUUACACAAAGACUACUCCGAUGAACCCGCCGUCCCAUUCAAAUUUGCACUGGUUUCGCGGCUAAAUCCCUUGCGUUAAAAUUAACAAAAUUUAGAAACUAUCGUCGAAAAGGCCUAACUUUUCGAGAGAAAACCAAAACAAAAGCCGUGAUAACCCUUCAGACCAUCACAGUUGACUUAUGGCCAGACAAAAUGCCUUAUUGUUUUGUACCAGAUUGUAAAGGAGGGUCCAAGGCCCAACUUCAGUAUUAUGAGGACAACAAUUUACCCAAGUUACAUUUCUUUCAAGCUCCUAAUGAGGUAACAUAGAUCCUUGUAAGCCUUUGUACAAUGCCUGCUGACUGAGAACAAUGGCUUACAUCAGGAGAUCUUUACUAAAAGCUUCAAAAUAAUUUUUCUUGUGGCACAUGAAAAUAAUGACCCGGCCUAAUCCUUGUCUAAUCACUAUGUAAAUUAAUUAAUUCAUCUAAAUUCUAGUCAUGAAGUCCUUUGUUCGGAUUUAUUAAGGUUGUGCUUGGCCUUUUGUUUCACUCUUUUGCCAACUUGUACAGAUCUCCUGAAAGGAUAGUAGUCGUAUUACAUGUUUGAUUAGACCAAAAAUAGAUACAGUACAUAGUGAUUUUAAGUACAUUCCCUGAGUACAUACCUGGGUUUGAUUGGUUUGAUUUAGAAACAAAAAGUGACAGCAAACUUGUAAUAAUUUACACAACUUGCUUUAAAAUUGUACUGACUAUUUUGGGCCGAAGUAAGUCACAGACAGUCCAAUAAAAUUAUAGGGGUAGAAAACGUGGACAUCAAUUAAGUCAGCUAGUUUCUGCACUAUAUUUCAUUCAAAUUCUGAAACAAAACUACACUUUAUUUGCAGGAGGCUAGAAUAAAAUGGUCUCAUAUAAUUAAGAGAGAAGAGACAGUUUGCAAAGGAAAUAAAAAAGCAAAGCAACUUAAGUAUCUGAAAAAAACUGACAGGGUUUGCUCUGAACAUAUUCCUGAAGAGUACUUAAUUUUGUAUGAUGAAGUUAAGAUUAAUGGAAAUGUGGUUCGCUCACCAAGAGAAAGAGCGGGACUCAGACCUGGUGCUAUGCCAGUCUUGCUGGACAAAUAUCCCCCAUAUUACCAGCCUAAGAUCACUCACAGAAAGCCUCCAGCUGAACGUUCUGAUCUGGGACCUGCUGCCAAAAAAGAAAAAAAAGAUAUCUUAGACACUCAAGAUACAAGAACCAUUCCAGAUUCCAUUCCAGAAAACCACCACACUGACAUACAGGAUACUGACCAAAUAGAAGAAGUCCAACCAGCAAACAACAGUGACAGUGAAAUUUCCAGAAGCACCUCAGAGACCUGGUCAUGUUGUUUAGUUACAAAGCUGCAAUUGCCCAUUAACUGGGUUUGUUGCAACACCCUGAAUGAAAAAGAGAAAUUUGUAGCACACAUUGAUCCAAAAACAAGAGUAACCGAUAAAACAAUUAAUUUUAUAGGCACAAAUUUACCUGAAAUUGAAGUAAGGGGAGUCCCUAUAACUUUUGUGAAUCUUCCACCAAAAAUUUGCUCAAUCAAAGAUGCUGAAAAAAUAGUCAAUAAAGUUGACCUUAUUAGAGUAUGUGCUGGAACUGGAAUAGUUAGAAAACCAUACAGUGAAGGUUGCGAGGGAGGUGUCAUGAGUAAGCAUCAAGUACGAUGCAAGUUCUGUGCAGCUGAAAAAGAGCGCCAGAGAAAAAUUGAACAACGAAGGGAUAAAGCAGAGGAAAGGAAGGAAAGAAAAAAAAUAAAAAUGAAGAACACUGUACGUUCCUUGAAAAGGUCAAAACUAAAUCUAUUGGAAAAGGUUCGAAAGUACAAGGUCAGAUUGCAAAAUAUGCAAGCUGAGUGUGAGAAGAAAAAUGAGGAUGUACUUCAGAGUGCUAUAUCUAAGUUACCUCCAGCCCAACAAGAAGCUGUGAAAGCAUGUUUUAAUGCCUCCAAACGCAAGGGGCCAUCCGGGAAUAGGUACACUGCCCAAUGGGUGUAUGAAUGCCUGCUGAUGCGUAACAAGGAUAAAAAAUUAUACAACCAUAUAAGGGUGCACCAGAUUUUAGCUCUCCCAACUCUUUCCACAAUUAAUGGCUACCUCAGAAAUUACGGUGGCUGUUUUGGGUUCCAGCCUCAAACACUCCAAAUGUUGGCAGAAAAAACAGCAGACCUGAAAACCAGACAAAGGCGUGGUCAAGACGUAAAGAAACGGAAGAAUAAAUAA
Frankliniella occidentalis (western flower thrips) is the source of this 2927-nucleotide messenger RNA. RefSeq lists its product as uncharacterized. The coding region runs from base 1779 to 2927 and encodes 382 amino acids. NCBI's taxonomy places the organism in Eukaryota, Metazoa, Arthropoda, Insecta, Thysanoptera, Thripidae. The transcript has 3 exons. The record is from RefSeq and is a predicted model, not a curated record.